This is a messenger RNA of Girardinichthys multiradiatus, 1091 nucleotides long. It is a transcript of the gene surf2, whose product is annotated as surfeit 2. The transcript is spliced from 6 exons. Bases 87 to 815 code for a protein of 242 amino acids. NCBI's taxonomy places the organism in Eukaryota, Metazoa, Chordata, Actinopteri, Cyprinodontiformes, Goodeidae. The record is from RefSeq and is a predicted model, not a curated record.
CAAACCACGUGUCGACACGCAGCUUCCUGUUUGGGAGGUGGCUUCAUUACAACACGCUGGGAUCUGUUUUGGAGUGUUUCUUAGAAAUGGAAGAAUUACCUGCGGAUAUCAGAACAUUUCUAAUUGAUCACCCCUUUUUUCAGCUCACAGAUGGCAAAAAGAUCAAAUGCACCCUAAAUGGACAUGAGAUACCCUGCAGUCUGACGGAGCUGCAGGAUUUCAUCCAGGGGAAGAAAUAUAAGAAACUGAGUGCAGCAGCAGAGUUCAACUACAGCCACUAUGAGCCACACAUUGUAUCAAGCACAAAGCAACCCAAUCGGCUCUUCUGCAAACUGACACUGAGGCAUCUCAACCGGCAGCCAGAUCAUGUCCUAAGACACACCAGUGGGAAACGCUUCAAGAAAGCCCUUUCUCGUUAUGAGGAGUGUGUGCAGCAGGGGAUUGAGUUUGUUCCAGCCAGACUGAAACAGAAGAAGCCCAAAAACACAGGAGAGGAAAUGAGUCAGCCCUCCAAAAGAAGAGCUAAUGGCAUGUGGGAAGCUUCAUCCAGCGACGACGAACACAGCGACUCGGAAGACAGCAUGAGUGACCUAUAUCCAUCUUCCAUGUUCAUUUUAAAAAAUCCAGAGGUUGAAAGUACAGCGGGUGGAGAAGAGGAUGACUUUCAAACAGAUGAAGAUGAGGAAAUGGAAGCGGAGACACAGGUGGUGCAGAAGCGCAGAAAGGUCCAAGGUGGUGGCUCCAAGAAGAAAUCCAGAAAUAACCAGUGGAAAUCAGGAUGCAAGAAACACAAAAAAGCCAAAAAUGGAAAGUAACCUUUGUAAACAAAACAAAAAAACAUACGAACAGUAUUUCUAGAACUGGGUAACUCAGGAGGUAUAAGCAAUUCAAACCAGUUUGGCCUCUGUACAUCCAUUAAUAAGGAUGCUAGAGACUUUUGGGAAAUGUUUUGUUUCUGAAGUCAUGAUAUUUGCACAACUGGUUUUUAUGACAUAACAGUUUUUCUCUGGGCUAGUUGGAGUUAUUUGGGAUUUCUAAUCUAAUACACUUGUAAAAAAAAUAAUAAUAAAGCCUAAUUUUAAUUGCGCAAA